This is a messenger RNA of Plasmopara halstedii, 513 nucleotides long. Its product is annotated as RxLR-like protein. The record is from RefSeq and is a predicted model, not a curated record. The transcript has a single exon. NCBI's taxonomy places the organism in Eukaryota, Oomycota, Peronosporomycetes, Peronosporales, Peronosporaceae. Bases 1 to 513 code for a protein of 170 amino acids.
AUGGUCGCCCUCCUUCCUCUUCUACUCGGUCUUGUCGCGACCUCCGCCGCCGCUGAACACCAAACGAUUCAUGAUCUUAUCGACCUAAGCACACCACAAUCUAGUCUGGUUACUCUUGUUAACAUUGUUCGCGAACAUCGUGGACUGCCACCUCUCUGCACAAACAAAAAGCUGCAGGCUGCCGCCAAGCGUCACGUUGAGGACCAAUGCAAGUCAGAUUACAUGUCAAACACUGGUACAGAUAAUUCGAGUCCCGAGCAGCGUGUCACCGAAGCCAAGUACAAGUGGCAAAGUGUGGCUGAAAAUAUCGAUACUGGCAAUGCGAAUGCAACUGCCGUUGUAAAGUGGUGGUUAAAGGGAUCAAAUCGCGAUAAUAUUCUUGGCGAGUACACUAUGGUGGGCACAGCGUACAAGUAUAACGAAGAGACUUUCAACAAGCACUAUUGGGUUCAGGUGUACGCCACAGGUACUGCAGAAGAGUGCGAUUUGAAACAUAAGUCUUACGAAUUCUAA